AUGGAUCCGAAGGUUGGGCUACCUGUUCAAACAGAAGACUUUCUGAAUAUACAAUUCAAAGGAUUUCGGGGUCGAACUCAUAUUUUUCAUGAUUUCACAAUGGGUGAUCUACCAUUUAUGAACCCAUAUGAUUGGAUUUCUUUAUUGUACAUUGCUGCAAAAGAUGUGAAGAAGUUCGUGCCAAUUUAUGAAUACUUGAGAAGGAUGAUCAAAUGUUACAUCCUGGAGAUGGCGAAGAUGGAUGUGGAAAUUAUGUUUGUUCUUAAAAGAAAACCUACAUUGACGCUUGUUGAUCAACCUCAAAACAUUGAAAACCUGAAGGGAGGAUUGUCUAACAAGAAACACUAG
Molecule: messenger RNA, 348 nt
Organism: Lactuca saligna
Lineage: Eukaryota; Viridiplantae; Streptophyta; Magnoliopsida; Asterales; Asteraceae
Source: the annotation of a GenBank genome assembly